This is a messenger RNA of Penicilliopsis zonata CBS 506.65, 858 nucleotides long. RefSeq lists its product as hypothetical. Bases 1 to 858 code for a protein of 285 amino acids. The record is from RefSeq and is a predicted model, not a curated record. NCBI's taxonomy places the organism in Eukaryota, Fungi, Ascomycota, Eurotiomycetes, Eurotiales, Aspergillaceae. The transcript has 3 exons.
AUGUCUCUUAUUCACUCGGACAACCUGGCUCCCCAGCCAUGGACGGACGUCUUCACCGAUGACACCUGCAUCGAUCGCCGCAAGUGCCACCGCACCGUGCCCAUGAAGGUUCUGGCGCUGGGCGUCGGCCGCACGGGAACUGCCUCUCUCCGUCAGGCUCUGCAGCGACUCGGCUACGUUAAGACCUACCACAUGAUGUGCGCGAGCGUUGAGAACCCUCCCGACUGCCUGAUGUGGCACGAUGCUCUGUGUGCCAAGUACGAUGGUGUUGGCGAGUUUGGCCGCAAGGAAUGGGACCAGCUCUUGGGUGACUGCCAGGCUGUCUGUGACUGGCCUGCCUGUGCUUUCGCAAAGGAGCUGAUUGAGGCGUACCCUAACGCCAAGGUCAUUCUGACGACCCGCGAGGUCGACUCGUGGCAUGCGUCUGUGAUGAAGACUGUCUUCUGGCGCGUGUCGGACCCGGAGCACCGCCUGGUGUCGCACUUCAGUUGGGCGGCCAGCAUGUACUACCCCAUGUUGAACAAGUUCUUCGAGACCUUCUUCCGCGGCGACUUCCCCAACAAGGGCAAGCAGGUCUACCUCGACCACGUGGAGGAGGUUCGCAGCCUGGUGCCGCCCGAGCGUCUGCUCGAGUACAAGAUCAGCGACGGCUGGGCUCCCCUCUGCGAGUUCCUGGGCGAGGAGAUGCCCGACACGGCCUUCCCCCGCGGCAACGACAUGGCCGACUUCUACAACCGCUGCAGCACGCGCAACCGCCGCCAAAUGCUGAACAGUGCUCUGCAGGCGGUGACCAUGGGUGGUGCUCUCCUUGCUACCGGGCUGGCGGCCACCAUGGUCUUCAAGCGCUUCGUUCGCUGA